This is a messenger RNA of Cinara cedri, 1764 nucleotides long. Lineage: Eukaryota; Metazoa; Arthropoda; Insecta; Hemiptera; Aphididae. The record is from the annotation of a GenBank genome assembly.
AUGGAUUCAAAAACUAGUAUGCCUGCGAUGGCGAAGUCAGUUAAAGACAGUGUCACUUCAAAAAGGUAUAUAAUCGCAAUCAUGGGAUUUAUAGGGGUCGCCAAUGCAUAUGCCAUGAGAUCGGUGCUCAGCGUAGCUAUCACGGAAAUGGUAACAGACAUCCAUAAAACGGUUAUAGAUCCUAACGGAUGUCCGGGACUUUUAAAAAUGAAGAAUACUACGAACAUAAACGCCGAAUUCUAUUGGUCUGAAACCCUUCAAGGGCAUAUCCUCGGUGCUUUCUAUUACGGUUACGUAUUCGCUCAAAUACCGGGUGGUAUGCUUGCACAGAAAUACGGAGGAAAACACGUGUUCGGUGUCAGUAUUUUUCUGACGGCAGUGUUCACUUUAUUGACGCCACUAGCCGCCAGAAUCGGGCCCGGUUACAUGAUUGGCGUCAGGGUAUUGGAAGGUAUAUGCGAAGGCCCUACUUUUCCAGCGAUGAACGCUUUAUUGGCUCAAUGGGUGCCAGUAAGCGAACGAUCGCGUAUUGGAUCAUUUGUAUUCGCAGGUGUUAUGAUCGGUACGAUUGUCGCUCAAAGUUCAGCCGGAUAUCUGCUUAAGAUAACCGAUAACGAUUGGCCUUUGGUGUUUUACGCAUCCGGAGUUGUGGCGGUGGUUUGGUACGUGUUCUGGAAUUUCUUGGUCUAUAACACACCUAACGAACAUCCCACAAUAUCCGAACAAGAACUUGACUACUUAGAACAUCAUCUGAAAGGAGUGAAUACAAAUAAGAAUAAACUACAAUCCACACCGUGGUUGGCCAUGUUGUCGUCGGGUCCAAUGUGGGGUUUGAUGAUCGGUCAAAUAGGACAUGACUGGGCUCUGUUCAUGAUAAAUGCUGAUUUGCCAAAGUACAUGAAGAGCGUUAUGAAAUUUUCCAUCGCAGAAACAGGCGUAUGGAGUUCGAUGCCGCACUUGUUGUCGUGGAUUUUCGCCAUAUUAACAGGAUGGUUAAGUGACUACUUGAUAACUAACGACAAAUUAGAAAUAUUACAACAAAGAAGAUUGUUUACAACAAUAGCUUGUAUUGGACCCAUGUUGGGCACGUUGGCGGCGUCGUACGCGGGCUGUGACAAGGCAAAAGUAGUGGCGUUGUUCACUAUAGGCAUGGCUACCAUGGGAUUUUUUUAUUCGAGCAUGAAAGUGAACGUAAUGGAUUUAAGUCCAAAUUACGCGGGUCCCGCGAUGGCUUUGGUGAACGGAGUCGGAGCAGUUGCCGGAAUUGUUUCCCCACCUCUCAUCGGAUUCCUCAUACCAGACAACACUUUAUUGGAAUGGCGAAAUGUGUUUUGGAUCAGCGGUGGCGUAGUUAUAGCAACGAAUAUAAUUUACGUCAUGUUAGCUUCAGCGUCGAUUCAGUGGUGGAACGAUCCGGUAUCCACCAGUGAAACGAAUAAUGAUGAAUUGUAAAAAGAAAAAUGUGCGCAUCGCCAUUUUUUCACUCAGACCGCAGUCGGACUGAGAUUAUUAAAAAAAAAAAAAGACGUAUUAUAGAAGUUUUAAAGCGUCGAAAUACAAUUAAUAAAUCAAAAUUUUGAUUUAUUGCAUCAUUCACAUUUUUAUAUUUUGUUGAAUAUUGCUAGGACGAUACGACAGUAAGAUCUUUUUUUUAGACGAUUACAAUAAAUUUUACUAUACGUUAAUUUGUCCCGACGUAAUCAAUUAGAUUAUAAUAAAUGAUAAUUUGUAUCUACUUGUGGCAUAACUACGAAAUUUUUUUUU